Entamoeba invadens IP1 is the source of this 969-nucleotide messenger RNA. Its product is annotated as sphingomyelinase C precursor, putative. The transcript has a single exon. Lineage: Eukaryota; Evosea; Mastigamoebida; Endamoebidae. Gene Ontology annotation, cellular component: cytoplasm; extracellular region. Gene Ontology annotation, molecular function: sphingomyelin phosphodiesterase activity. The record is from RefSeq and is a predicted model, not a curated record. Bases 1 to 969 code for a protein of 322 amino acids.
AUGGCAGAAAAAAGUGAGAGUGAAGUGGUAGACGUAGAGAACAAACCAUUACGAGUAUUGACUUAUAAUAUGUACCUUCGUCCAAUGUUGAUAUCUGCAAAUGGUCACGACCAUAAAAACAGUCGCCUCAAAGAAUUUUGUCGUGACCAAUUAGCCACGUUUGAUGUGAUUUGUUUCCAAGAGGUCUUUAAAGAGCUUAAUUGGCGGCGGGAGAAGUUAUUAAAGAAAGCAAAGAAAGCUGGAUUCAAGUGGCGAGUACAAACAGAGAAACCACUGUUCCCCAUCUUCAUAUGUGAUGCUGGUCUUAUAAUAAUCAGCAAGUACCCAAUAGUAUACAACAAAUUCAAAUUGUAUAAGCGGAGUAUCUACGCGGAUGCUGUCGCAUCAAAGGGAGCACUCUACGCCAAAAUCGAGGUCCGGCCAAACCAAUUUUUACACAUAUUUAAUACACACACCCAAGCAGACUACACACUUGACUACAAUGAAGCAAAGCCAUCAAGAGACAUGAGACUCUCCCAGAUAAAACAGUACGCAGAGUUUGUAAAGAAAAUGAUUAAAGACGACCAAUACCCCGUUUUGUUGUGUGGCGACUUUAAUGUGAACGGAAGAGCAGGAACUGAUGGAACAACAGAGAGUACGGAAUAUGCAGAUUUAUUGAAGAAUUUAAUAUUUCCGGAUGAGGAACUCAUCGACUUGUUACUAAGGGAUAACAAUGGAGUUCAACCAGUUACUUUCGGAGACUCAUUCAUCGACCCGUCCGGAGUAGAAACCCCUUGUGACUCGGAAAUAACAUAUCAAGUGAGUUGUAUGGAUAAAUCGAGGCUCGACUACAUUUUCCACUUAAAAAGGAAGCAAGAAAAUCCACAGAUGAAGUGCUCAAAUUGUCGAGUUGAUAAAUUCCAAGUCAAAGGAAAGAAAUUUCCAUUCAUGAGUGAUCACUAUGGUGUGACCUGUGAUGUUUUCAUUUAA